AUGUCAUUGCCACGUAAACCAAUAAAGGCGGCAACUAGCGGGUAUACAGAACCCAUCGAUAUUUGGCGACGGUACGCAACAGAACUCGAGGAGAAGGCCCUCGUUGACCCAUACUGGGAUAUCUUCCGAUUCACUGAUUCCUUACCGGACCCCACAGAACUUGUCAGGAUAGUUGGACUCUUCCUGGCCCACCGUAUACUGCAAGACACUGAGUAUCAGAACAGGCUGACUGUCUUCGACUCGGUGAGUAAGUUCCUUGGGAUGGUCCAAGAGGGGUAUAGGCAGAGCUAUGGUUACCAUACCAAAAUUCACUCAGCUGAUACGGCCAUUACCCUCUACCAGAUGAUAGGGGUGUAUGAAAGACCACGUGGGAUUGAUGCAUUGGACGAGCUGGCUGCAAUACUUGCAGCUUUCGCUCACGACUUCGAUUCCGAUAAGCUGGACCAUCUCUCUAUGGAGGUCGCUACCUUUGAUGGCGACCUUGGUCUGGUCCGCGACCAUAUCCAACUGAAGUGCUUCGGUCCCCCUACUCAUAGUUGCUUGGACUGCAUUGUCAUUCUACCCGAGGCCAAAGUUGUCUUCGCUGGUGACAUUCUAUUUGUUGGUAUAGCCCCUAUCAUGACCCGAGAGUCAGCACAGAAGUCCUUGGAUGCUCUGGCCUGGCUUGAGGAGCGUAUUGAUUCGUCAUGGAAACUGGUUCCCGGUCAUGGUCCUGUUACGUCUCUCGACGGUCUGCAAGCUGCUAAGCACUAUUAUCGGAGCCUUCAGGAGGCCGUAGACCAGGAGGGUUGUUCCUGUUUAGAUAACCAUACCAUGUGUGGGUUGGACUUCUACACAUCUCCUCCUGAAGAGCUCCGUGACUGGACGGAGCUGCAGCGGUCUAUGGUGAAUGCCUUUGUUGAGUGUGAGAUGAAAGAGGGCAGAGAUCUCACUGACGCCGAUUUUACGAGACUCACCAUCGACGCUGAAGUUUUAAAGGAACUCAGAUCCCAAUCGCAGUAG
Perkinsus marinus ATCC 50983 is the source of this 1002-nucleotide messenger RNA. RefSeq lists its product as hypothetical. The transcript is spliced from 4 exons. The record is from RefSeq and is a predicted model, not a curated record. Lineage: Eukaryota; Perkinsozoa; Perkinsida; Perkinsidae. The coding region runs from base 1 to 1002 and encodes 333 amino acids.